AUGGCUGUGAUCAGUUUUGGUUCAACAACCACACUAGAAGCUGGUCAACGUCGUUCAAAUGCAUGUUCAUUACCCUUACAUUAUAUACAAAUAUUAGGAAUAAUUGUUAUCAUAUUUCUUAUUUUAAUGAAUUAUUUAACAUUAUGUGUUAAUAUUCCAACACAUCCUUGGCAAUGGUUAAGUAUUGUUAUAUCAUCAAUAAUUAUUCUCCCAUUUUUAAUUGCUUUCAUUAUAAUAUCAUUUUUGGAUCCAGCUGAAGAUGCAGUAAUAGAUCAAAGUCGUGGACCGAAAGCUAAUUUUGAUCGUCAUAUGCAUCAACAUGUUAUAACAAAUCUUUAUUGUAAUAUAUGUGAAGUACAUGUUACAACUAAUGCAAAACAUUGUUCAUCAUGUAAUAAAUGCAUUUAUUCAUUUGAUCAUCAUUGUAUAUGGCUUAAUACAUGUGUUGGAGGAAAAAAUUAUCGCCUGUUUUUUUCGAUGUUAAUAUUAGUUGUUGUGGGAACAUUAUUUGUAUUUAUAAAUAGUUUACUUCAAUUUAUUGGUACAUUUCAAGAUACAUCGUCAAAAUUAAGUUUAAAACCAUAUUAUAGUUUAGAUCAAUAUGCUAUAUUAAUGAUUCCAUCAUCAAAAAUUGCAUUUCAAGUUAUAUCAGCCAUUAUUUCAUUUAUCUCUCUUGUUGCUUGUGGAAUGGCUGGAUAUCUUCUUGCUUUUCAUAUUUAUUUAUGUUAUAAUCAUAUAACAACAUAUGAUUUUGUCAUUAGUCGACGACAUCAUCGUACAGUUGAUGAAACUAUAUUACAAUUUAAUCAAUUAAGUCGAAAUCAGAAUAGUGUAUCAACAGAAACAACAAGACACUCGUCAAAUUUAUCAAAACUUUUUCCUCUAAAGAGGAAAAAAAAUAAUCGAGUUGCAAUAACAAAAGAAGAUGGUCAUAAUACAUCUAAUGAAUCCAAUCAAAAUCAAAAUGGACAAAUUUUUACUAUUGAAGGACAUAAUAUGUCACAAAAUCAAUUAGUUCUCUUAGAUGCUAUUGAAAAAGGACACACUUCAAUCGUACUUAAACUUCUACGAAAUCAUAUUGAUUUAAAUAUCAAAGAUAUUUAUGGAAGAACACCAUUAAUGAUUGCAGCUAAAAACGGUCGAAAUGAUAUUGUCAAAAUUUUAUUAGAACAUAUAGGAACAAAAAAUAUUGAAGUUGAUCACGGUGGAAAGACAGCGUUACAUUAUGCAGCUGAAAAUUCAGAAUUAUCUGUGGUAAAAAUCCUGUCUAAACAUCAAGCAGUAUCGAUUACCAUGACAACAGCACAAACAAAACUUUUACCACUUGAUUAUGUUCUUGGUAAUGAUAAUGUUUAUCCAUUAUUGAAUAAAUAUACUCAAGGUGGACAAGUGAGUGCUGGUGAAACAGAUAACGAUGAUGAUAAUGUACCAAAAGCUGGAAUUUAUAUAAAAACGAAAAAGAAAAGUGGUGGUAAGAAGAAGAAAGACGGCUCAAAAAAGAAAAAGAAAGGUGGAAAAAAGAAAAAAUAG
Rotaria sp. Silwood2 is the source of this 1530-nucleotide messenger RNA. NCBI's taxonomy places the organism in Eukaryota, Metazoa, Rotifera, Eurotatoria, Philodinida, Philodinidae. The record is from the annotation of a GenBank genome assembly.